Numida meleagris (helmeted guineafowl) is the source of this 2124-nucleotide messenger RNA. RefSeq names its product Fanconi anemia complementation group F (gene FANCF). The record is from RefSeq and is a predicted model, not a curated record. Gene Ontology annotation, biological process: interstrand cross-link repair. The transcript has a single exon. NCBI's taxonomy places the organism in Eukaryota, Metazoa, Chordata, Aves, Galliformes, Numididae. The coding region runs from base 669 to 1856 and encodes 395 amino acids. Gene Ontology annotation, cellular component: Fanconi anaemia nuclear complex.
UGUUUUAAAGCCUCUUGUGCAUUAUGGAAAUGUGUUUUUCCCCUCCAGUUUGCACAGGAGGGAGGAAGGGGUUGUCUGUUAGAAGUGAGUGACGGAAACAGUUAUGGUGUGGUUGCUGUGAGGUGUCUGUCAGAGAAACAGACACAGAGAUGCUUGUGAGGGAAACAUCUGGAAGUUUUCUUUGCCAGAGGACAGAGUGGCUACUUGCUAUUUAUUCCGUUAGUAGGGAGGCAGCUUCCUUUGCAGUGUCUGACUGGUGUUUUGGGAAGGCUGCCUACCACUGGAGGAGGGCUAAUGAAGCAGGAGGCCAUUAGCUAGCCAGUCAGUGUGUGGUGAGGGCUGAGCGGGUGCUGGAGCUGCGCUGAGAGCCAGCCCUGGAGGCAUGGCUAUGGCUGUCCUUUGCUCAAAGGUCAUCUUCUGGAGAUGGGAAAUACCCUGUAGGUGGGACGUGGGAUGCUUGUGAAGAGUUGUUGUUUCUGUAAACAACAAUUAGGCAUCGAAGGUGUUGUGGUUUUUUUAAUUUUAAUUAAUUUAUUUUUCAUGUACUCGUGUCGUCUUUUUUGACGUUAUACUUCGUCUCGCCCCCCACCCUCCCUUCUCUGAGGGAUCCCGCCCGUAACGGUCACCAGAGGUUCCCCUUUAACGGAGAAUCAAUCCGCAACGGAUUGAUGUUCGGCUUAGCCAAUAGAAUGGCAAAUCUCCGCCCAUGCCGGCUCGGAUUGGCUCUCGGUCCGGGCGCGAGGCGGGACUUGCACUCAAACCGGCGGCGCCAAGGCCGUCAGCGCGGCACCAUGGAGGCUGUGUUGGGUCAGGUGGCGGAGCUCCCCGCGCUGCUUGCCGUGUCCCGCUCCGCGCUGGUGCGAGACUGGGACCCCCCGACCCUGGACAGGGCCCUGGAGUGGGCGCGCUACUUUCAGCACCUCCACGACCGCUUUCGUGGCCGUCCCCGGCUCCGAGACGCCGUGGGGCGGCGGCUGCGGCAGGGCCAGAGGUGCAGCCCGCUUUCCUUCCGCCACCUGGGCGGCUGCCCGGAGCUACUGGGCCUGGCGCUGAUGGAGAACCGCGCUCUGCCGCCCGCCGCCUGCUGCUGCCUUCUCCAGCGCCUUCUCCGGGGGGAGGCCGGCCCCGAGCCGGGCCGCCUGGCGCUGCUGGCCCGCAGGAAGGCCGCCUCCCGCCUUCUGGAGGGCUCCGUGCUGUCCCUGGGCGGGCCGGGCCCGCGGGUGUGCGCGGAAGCGGGGCUGCUGCUGUGCCGGCUGCGGGAAGACGGGCGGGAGGCUGCGGGGGCCCUCGGCUGGCUCGGCCCUGUCCUGGAGCAGCUCCCCCAGCCCCGGGCCUUCGCGGUGGUGGCGGAGGCCCUGCUGCGGCAGGGGGCUGGCGGCGGGGAUGGGGGCAGCGUGGGUGGAGGGCAGGCGGGUGGGGCAGAAACUGGAAGCGUUGCCGACCCCCUGCUUUCCUGGCUGCUGGAGGAUCUGCACCGGUUUUCUGCCUGCUGUCUGCUCCUCCCAGGUGCUCUUCUCGCCUCGCUGGCCGGCCGCUAUGCCCAGUUAAGCAGGCGUUAUUUGGAUCUUUUAGCUGAGUGGGGACGUCACUUGCUGUAUGACCCCCUGCAGGGACGGUGGGUUAAAGGUUGUCCUGAGGAGGCUAAAUUGUCUUGGGAGGAGCUGAGGGAGCGUUUUGGCUGCCUCUGUCAGAGAUCUGUGCACCUCAGGGGGCAGACCCAAGCUGCUCUGAAGCUCCUGAAGGCCCAAGAUGGAGACUUUCAAGUCCGUGGCUUAAGUGUGUGGACUGACUUGCUGUUGGAAGUGGAGGAAGACUUGAGAAAGAAGUAUGAAGUAGCCCUAAUGUGUGAACUCUAAAGCAACACAAAAACUUAUGAAAUUCAGUAAAUCUAUUUGAUGUUUAUUUGAAAGGCGAGAAAACUGUACCUUGCUUUGAGUUGAAAGCCAAGCACUGAUAUAACUGCUGAUCAUGCUGUUUCAGAUUGCACAUGAACUCUUUUGGGAAGGCCUGGUACUUCCUUGCCUCUUCACUGUUGAUUCUCUUGGUGACUGGCAAGAAAUGUCUUCCUUUACAGUGCCUACUGCUUAGCUAAUAAAAUGAAGAACAUGUUGCUUUUUACAAAUA